Haliaeetus leucocephalus (bald eagle) is the source of this 1149-nucleotide messenger RNA. Its product is annotated as coiled-coil domain-containing protein 65-like. Lineage: Eukaryota; Metazoa; Chordata; Aves; Accipitriformes; Accipitridae. The transcript is spliced from 7 exons. Gene Ontology annotation, biological process: cilium-dependent cell motility; axonemal dynein complex assembly; regulation of cilium movement. The record is from RefSeq and is a predicted model, not a curated record. Gene Ontology annotation, cellular component: axonemal dynein complex; axoneme. Bases 1 to 1149 code for a protein of 382 amino acids.
AUGGCGGCGGAGGAUGGGCUCCUGCUGCUGCAGAGCCAAGCGCUGGCCGAGGAGGAGGAGGCCAAGACGAAGGGGGAGAUGCUCACCCGGUUCCUGAAGGACAAGCUGGCCAAGGAGGAGCGCAGCAGCACCCUGAACCUCCACAAGCUCAGGACGCAGUGGCGGACGGUGUUGCGGGAGGUCAAGGAUAAGGAGCUGCGCCAGGACAUCGAGAUCCUCAGCCAGACAUUUGCGCGAGUGAUGGACUGCAAGGACAGCGUCAUCGAGUCUCUGGCCACAGACCUGGAGGAGGCGGAGGAGCAACACGCCCAGGCCCUGCGCAGCCACCUGUACAACAUCGACCGCCUGCUGCAGCUCCAGCACUGCCGCCUGACGUGCCUGGAGGAGGGGUACGGCGCCCAGCUGGAGGCCCUGAAGAUGGAAUUAGAGGCUGAGAGGAGGACCAUCCUUGAGCAGCACGAGCAAGAAAGCUGCUAUCUGCGUGACGUGGCACUGGCCACAGAGCAGAAUUACGCCAAGAACAACCACGAGGCCACGCUGAAUUUCCAGAGUGCCCGUGAUGACAUCAAAUACAAGAGCCAGCAGGAGAAGCAGUACAGCCGCCUGCAGCUGGGUGGGAAGGUGGAGGUGCUCUGGGAGCAGUUCCAGAGGGCCAUGCAGAGCUACACGGAGGCCACCGAGCACCAGAAGAUUGCUUUUGAGGCACUGAAACAGAAGGACAAGAAGAGCUCCAGGGAGAUAGAGAUGCAGGCGAAGAAGCUGCAAAAGCUCCAGGACUUGGUCACAGCCGCCAAGGGCCAGAUCGCGGCUCACCUCCGAGAGAGCGAAAAGCAGAACCGGCGUGCACGGGAGGAGAAGGAAAGCGUCCUCAGGCAGCUCCAGGAGCUCAAGAACGAGAUGAAGCAGGCCAGGGCUACGGCCCACGGCAGCCUGGCCAGGCUCACCACACAGAGCAGCACUGCCCUGAAGGCUCUGGCGCGGGUGGUGGAGAAGUCAUCAAACACUGCGCAACACGCGCUCAUCGUCUUUAAUGAGCUGGCCUGUAACCACCUUCACCCAAGCCCUUGUCGCAAGCAGAGCGGGAAUCCCUCAGGUUUCGUCAAAGCUCAGCUGAUGCUGGUGCCAACCUUCAGGCUGCGCACACUGUGA